AUUUAGAGAAAAAAACACUCUUUGCCCCGCCCCCCUUAAUGUCAUUUCGUCAUGUUCGUCAGACAACUGUCAGUUGCAAAAACAGUUAUUUAAUUCUCUGUUGGAUAUUUAAGCAUUGCAAAUAUUAAUGAAACACCAGGUUCAUUUGACAAUAAUGUAACAUAACCUAAAAUAAGACUAAAAAUGGCAAAUACAGGAGUGUUGCCUUUUGUGCGAGGCGUAGACUUUACUCGCAAUGACUUUAGCGGCGAAAAGUUUCCUGAAGCUGUGAGUUCCAUGACAGGAGUGCAAUGGCUCAAAUUAGACCGGACGAAUUUGACCGAAAUUCCCAAAGAAAUGGGAGAUUUACUCAAAUUGGAACAUUUAUCUUUAACGAGAAACCAACUAGAGAAACUUUACGGCGAGUUAACAGAACUGAACUGUUUACGUACUCUGAACUUGAGACACAAUAAAGUCAAAAGCUCAGGAAUACCUUCCGAAUUGUUCCAUUUAGAGGAGCUAAGUACACUUGAUUUGAGUCACAAUAAUCUAAAAGAAGUGCCUGAAGGGCUGGAUCGUGCAAAGUCACUUUUGGUGCUUAAUUUAAGUCACAAUCACAUUGACUCGAUUCCUAACACUUUGUUUAUAAACUUGACCGAUUUGUUGUUCCUGGAUUUGAGUAACAAUAAUUUGGAGACGCUUCCCCCUCAAACUAGAAGACUGGCAAAUUUACAAUCGCUCAUUUUGAAUAAUAAUCCCCUGGGUCAUUUCCAACUCAGACAGUUACCAUCUUUAAUUAAUUUAGAGACACUGCACAUGAGAAAUACUCAACGCAAUUUGAGUAAUUUUCCCACAAACUUGGAAAAUCUGAUACUUUUGACUGACAUUGAUUUGGCCCAAAAUGCCCUACCCAAAAUCCCUGACGCUCUAUAUUCCCUUCCUAAUUUAAAACGCCUCAAUAUGAGCGAGAACGAAAUCACUGAAUUAUCCACAGCUAUGGAACUUUGGCAAAAACUCGAAACCUUGAACCUCUCACAUAAUAAACUAAUUUGUUUACCGGCAUCUCUGUGUAAAAUAUCAACCUUGAGACGGCUUUAUGUCAACGAUAAUCAGCUGGAUUUCGAAGGGAUUCCGUCAGGAAUCGGCAAAUUAGGGAGUUUGGAAAUUUUUUCAGCCGCCAAUAAUCAAUUAGAGAUGAUCCCUGAGGGUUUGUGCCGGUGUGGAUCAUUAAAAAAGCUCAAUUUAAGCUCAAAUCGAUUAAUUACGUUGCCGGAUACCAUUCAUCUGAUUAAUGAUUUAGUGGCUGUUGAUUUGCGGAACAAUCCGGAUUUGAUAAUGCCCCCAAAGCCUAUCGAAAUGACACGUGGAGCAGGAUUGGAAUUCUACAAUAUUGAUUUUUCGUUGCAAAAUCAGUUACGGCUUGCAGGGGCCAACGUACCGGCUCCAAUGCCGGCCCAAAACCCUAGUAAAGACCCCAUUGCAAGGAAAAUGCGUCUACGACGCGGCAGGAGAGAUCAUGAAGAGGCCGAUCAAGACCAGGCCAAAAUUUUAAAAGGAAUGAAAGAUAUUGCAAAAGAAAAAAACCUGAGUAUGCAAGCUGAUGAUCCAAAAGCCGAGUCUUUGAAGCCCAAACGUUGGGAUGAGACUUUGGAAAAACCUCCACUUGAUUACUCCGAAUUUUUUGAAGAUGAUGCAGGCCAAGUUCCAGGUUUGACGAUUUGGGAAAUUGAGAAUUUCCUGCCAAAUAGAAUUGAUGAGGUGGCGUAUGGGAAAUUCUACGAAGGUGAUUGUUAUAUUGUUUUGAAGACAACUCAAGAAGAAAAUGAACAGUUGAAUUGGGCAAUUUAUUUUUGGAUUGGCGAAAAAGCACCAUUGGACAAAAGGGCGUGUUCGGCCAUCCACGCCGUCAAUUUACGUAAUUAUCUUGGCGCCCAAUGUCGCACAAUCCGCGAAGAACAAGGUGACGAAUCCGAAGAAUUCCUAAACCUUUUUGACACCCAAAUCACAUACAUCGAAGGUGGCCGCACUUGUAGCGGAUUUUUCACAGUCGAAGAUAAUAUAUUUGAAACGCGAUUCUACCGCAGCCACAUUGCUGGUCCCACAAUACACCUCGAACCUGUGGCCCUUUGUGUAGAAUCGUUAGACCCCGGAUACGUUUUUAUCCUUGACACCGGAAUGAAAAUAUUUAUUUGGAACGGCAAGAAGGCCAAAAAUACCUUAAAAUCGAAAUCGAGACUCAUGUGUGAGAAAAUUAAUAAAAAUGAACGGAAAAAUAAAGCCGAGUUGAUUACGGAAACUAUGGGGAGUGAGAGUAAGGAGUUUUGGUUGACGUUGGGCGAACCUGAAGGAGUACCACCCGAGGAGCCGUUACAGGAGCAUGUUGGUGAUUUUAUUCCGGUUCCCCCACGAUUGUACCAAGUUCAACUGGGCAUGGGUUAUUUGGAGUUGCCUCAAGUCGAGGUGCCUCACGGUAAACUUGUCAACACUUUACUCAACAGCAAAAAUGUCUACAUUUUGGAUUGUUAUUUGGACGUUUUUGUGUGGAUUGGUAAAAAAUCGACAAGACUUGUCAACGCCGCUGCUGUUAAAUUAUGUGAAGAACUUUUCAACAUGAUUGAUCGGCCCGAUUAUGCAAUGGUGACACGAGUUAGAGAGGGCACUGAGCCUCAGAUAUUUAAAUGCAAAUUCGCGGGUUGGGACGAAGUCAUCGCAGUGGACUUCACACGAACGGCCGAGUCUGUCCAAAAAACCGGCGCCGAUUUGACGAAAUGGGCUCGUCAGCAGGAAACAAAACACGAUCUGACUGCUCUCUUCACCCCCCGACAGCCCCCAAUGCCUCUCACAGAAGCCCAACAGUUGAUGGAAGAAUGGAACGAGGAUUUGGAAGUCAUGGAAGCGCUGGUCCUCGAAGGUAAAAAAUUCGUGCGACUUCCCGAAGAUGAGUUGGGGCAUUUCUACUCGAUGGAUUGUUAUGUGUUCUUGUGCCGCUAUUGGAUGCCCAUCGAUGAUGAUAGUGACGGGGGUGAACCAACGAAUGACGGCGAUGACUUCCAUUGUGUUGUUUAUUUCUGGCAAGGGCGCGAGGCGUCAAAUAUGGGCUGGUUGACUUUCACUUUCACCCUCCAGAAGAAAUUCAAAAUGUUGUUUAAUGAUAAGUUGGAGGUGGUGAGGACUUACCAACAGCAAGAAAAUAUGAAAUUCAUGGCGCACUUUAAACGGAAGUUUAUCAUACAUCAAGGGAAGCGUAAGCAGAGGGAUAAGAACGCGGUGGAAUUUUACCAUUUGAGGUCGAAUGGGAGUGCCUUGUACACGAGACUCGUGCAAAUUAAACCGGAUGCUUCGUCACUUAAUUCUGCAUUUUGUUAUAUCCUCAAUGUUCCAUUUGAACAAGAAGACGAAGCUGGGAUUGUUUACGUCUGGAUUGGGUCAAAAGCAGACCCAGACGAAGCUCGUCUGAUCCAAGAAAUUGCCGAAGAGAUGUUCAACAGCCCUUGGGUGAGUCUCCAAGUGCUAGCAGAGGGAGAAGAACCGGAUAAUUUCUUUUGGGUCGGCCUCGGCGGAAAGAAGCCCUACGACACCGACGCCACCUUUAUGGAAUAUACAAGACUUUUCAGAUGUUCGAACGAAAAAGGGUAUUUCGUGGUGUCAGAGAAGUGUUCCGAUUUUUGCCAGGAUGAUUUAGCCGACGAUGAUAUCAUGAUCCUUGAUAAUGGGGAACAGGUCUUUUUGUGGCUUGGAGCCAAGUGCAGCGAAGUUGAAAUCAAAUUGGCCUACAAGUCGGCACAGGUUUAUAUCCAACACAUGAGAGUGAAACAACCAGACCGCCCUAGAAAGCUAUUUUUAACGCUGAAAAAUAAGGAGUCGAGGCGGUUCUACAAAUGUUUCCACGGAUGGGGGGCUCACAAAAAACCACCAGAAUAACGUGCCAAAAUUUAUUUAAAAAAAAAUCACAGUAUUAACAGAGACGGAGCUCAACUGUGGACAUUCUACUAACUUUAUUAUACAUGUUACACUAACUUAUUGAACAAUCUAGAUAAAUAAAUAGGUUUUAACAA
Messenger RNA from Tribolium madens (black flour beetle), 4034 nucleotides. RefSeq names its product protein flightless-1 (gene fliI). Gene Ontology annotation, molecular function: actin filament binding; phosphatidylinositol-4,5-bisphosphate binding. The record is from RefSeq and is a predicted model, not a curated record. NCBI's taxonomy places the organism in Eukaryota, Metazoa, Arthropoda, Insecta, Coleoptera, Tenebrionidae. The transcript is spliced from 14 exons. Gene Ontology annotation, cellular component: cytoplasm; actin cytoskeleton; nucleus. Bases 184 to 3900 code for a protein of 1238 amino acids. Gene Ontology annotation, biological process: barbed-end actin filament capping; actin filament severing; myofibril assembly.